Messenger RNA from Lethenteron reissneri (Far Eastern brook lamprey), 6279 nucleotides. RefSeq names its product late secretory pathway protein AVL9 homolog. The record is from RefSeq and is a predicted model, not a curated record. Lineage: Eukaryota; Metazoa; Chordata; Hyperoartia; Petromyzontiformes; Petromyzontidae. Gene Ontology annotation, cellular component: cytoplasm.
UGGGGUGGUGGUGGUGGUGGUGGAGGGGGGGGGAGAGACAUUAACGGGACAUGGAGGCAUCCGUGGUCAAAGAUGAGUCGAAGGGGGGCCCCGUGCUGCACGUAGCCGUCGUGGGCUUCCACCACAAGAAGGGCUGCCAGGUGGAGUUCUCGUAUCCGCCUUUGCUGGAGAAAGAGGGACAUGACAGCCACAGCCUACCCGAGGAGUGGAAGUACCUGCCCUUCCUUGCGCUACCAGAUGGAGCUCACAACUUCCAGGAGGACACGGUGUUUUUCCUUCUUCCUGCCCGUGACGGAGAGAAAGGAACGGUGUACGGUGUUUCCUGCUACAGGCAGAUUGAAGCAAAGACACUGAAAGUCCGUGAAGCAGAUGUGACCAGGGAGACGGUGCAGAAGAGUGUCUGUGUGCUCAGCAACACGCCACUGUUUGGUCUGCUGCAAGCAAAGCUGCAGCUCAUUACGCAUGCCUACUUCGAAGAGAAGGAUUUUUCUCAGAUUUCAAUCCUCAAGGAGUUGUACGACCAUGUGAACAGCUCCCUCAAGGGAAGCCUAUUGGAAGGCUCCCAAGCGUUCCUCGGUCUGUCUGCACGUGAUCUGGUGUUGCGUUUCAAGCACAAGGUUCUCAUAUUAUUCAAGCUUCUGCUUCUGGAAAAGAAGGUCAUGUUUGUAGGCUCCCCAGUUCACAAGCUAGUCUCUCCAAUGAUUGCUCUGCUGUCUCUCUUUCCAGGCAUGAUAGAGUAUGGCCUACUGGAAUCGUCAUGGUACAAGCCACACAGCAGUGUGUCCUCGGAACGCGACGUAACAGACAUCAGCACGGAUGAAUUUGUGUCUGUGUCCGCAUCGGACAUCCCCGAGCCUGGCGAGUCUCGUUCCCAGUCGGAGGACACCAACGGGCAGCUGGACGAGAACAGCCCAACUCCGGACAGUGACACGAGCCUCGGCCGAACGCCCACGGCAGUCGUGCUGCUCAGGCCAGAGGAAGAGUCGGCACAGCGCUCCCAGGACCGGCUCAGCCCGUACCGCUCGCGCAAGAUCCCGCCCUCGCCGGCUUCCUCCGAGAGCGACUGGGAAACUCUCGACCCUGGACUGGAAGGCGAAGACCUGGGACCACUUGCCACAAAGGCACAGGAUCAGGACUAUUCUGUGGAGCAUGGCGUGGGAUCUCUCAUCUUGUCACCGGCACAGGAUGAAGAGAGCGCAGCGAGGGCGACGUCCCUUCUUCCCGUAGCGCCGUUAGGCCCGGUCCACGUGGCGCAAGUUGGCAAGCAGGAUGAUCAAGCGGCCAAGCGUGACGUUCACGUGCCGGGAAUUGUGUCUGGGUUGGAGGAGGACCUACAUGGUAUGCCGUUGCCCAUCUUCACCAAGGGCUAUCUGCUGCUGCCCUACAUGGCUCUCCAGCAGCAUCACCUCCUCUCGGACGUGUCGGUCCGCGGGUUCCUCGCAGGUGCCACCAACGUCUUGUUCCGCCAGCAGAAACACCUCUCGGAUGUCAUCGUCGAUGUGGAAGAGUGUCGGCUGGAAAUACAGGACCCAGAGCUGCGGCGCAUGCUGGCGCUUGGCACGGCUGAUCUUCGCUUUGCAGACUGGCUGGUGAAGCAUGUAGCAGAUAAUCGACAAGACGUCUUCCUUGACGGCACGGGUUGGGAGGGUGGCGAUGAGUGGGUGCGGAGCCAGUUCUCCUUCUACUUGCUGUCGCUCCUGUCGACCACAUUGCAGCCAGACAAUGAGAAGCUUUUGGCUGAUUUUGGUAUGGGCUUUGUGACUGCUUGGCAAAACACACACAAUUAUCGUGUGUGGAACAGCAACACGCACCCUGGAAUGGAUGAUGUCCAAGCAGGACAUGCUUUUCAUGGGCAGUAUAGUGUGGCUGACGUCAAGUUGCGUCUUGCUCACUCUGUGUCAAACAGUGAGCGAGGCAAGAAGAUUGGGAAUGCUGUGAUAACUACAAGUCGCUCCGUAGUACAAACCAGCAAAGCUGUUGGCCAUUCCGUUGGGGGAGCCCUCACCAACGCCAAGAGUGCAAUGUCAUCUUGGUUUACCAACCUAACCACACAGCCAGCUGAAAAGCAGCCCGACAAGGACUGAGGACAAACCACAUGACCCGAUUGGAGGCAUCACUUUCUGAAUGUGGGCCAUAAUGAGCAGUCCUAUCCACUCCACUGCCCGUAGUGUCAGCCUGUGUGAUUAACUCUUGCCUUGCUGUUGCUUCUCGAUUUGCAAUAUUCUUUUUGUUUUCAACUUGUAAUUGUGUUGCGAGGCAUAGGUCUGCCCAGUGGCUUUUUUAAAAUGGUAUCUCAGCAUUUGCAACUAUGUCCAGAGUCUCUGGUUUAUUACCUGAGAUAGCCUUUGCAAAAAACAUGAGUAGCUUUGUGUUGUACGACUCUUUAGGUUCUUCCCUCCCCCCACACAAGUAUGGCUUCAUGUUGACUGAUGCUUAGUUACAUGUUACAUUUUCUUUCCUUCCUGUUAAAAUCUGACAGUGCAUCCGAGUUAUUAAUCAUUGUGAUGCUCCAUUUCUGGAUGAUUGAAUAACUACACUGCGAUUGACACCAUUACAUUUGUACACUCAUUGUAUAAUCGUAACUGUUUAAAUGCAGCUCCCAAAAUAAUGGAGUGCUUUCACAUUAUGUGAGCAUCAUGUGAUAAUUUCUAAUGAAUGUGCAAUCAGUAGCUCUUGCAAAGCCUCGUAUAGCAGUUUAUACAUGAAACCUUUGUUUACAGCUCCCUGUCACUUGGAGACAUGUAUGUUUUACUGUAUAGCCAUGCAAGUUCAUGGGGAUAUGCAUAGCACUUCUCAAGAAAUAUUGAUCCUGUCAAGUCCAUGUUGAUGUUGAGUCUUCUCGAUUAGCUAUCCAUAAUAUUCAAGGCGAAGCACGUUAGUUUACGAUAGUGCUACAGUAAUGGCUCUAGCAGAUAAAUCCACUUGGCAGUACAACAUUAAUCAACCACAAUGGCUAAGAAUUCAGAUAAUCGUGAGGACUGCUGUACUUUGUGUCACCAGCAUUUAUAAAAAGAAUAAUUGGAUUAAUCAUGGGCAUUAUCUUGAAAGGUACACUUCUCUAGCUCCUAACACAGAUAUUUGGGUGAAAAGUAACAUUCCAAGAGAUAUUUCCUAUAAAUUGGUAAUUUUACACAUACGUGUACGAGCGAAAUAUCUGACUUGAAGCUAUUUGUGGUUCCAGAAAGUUUGUGCAUGCUGCAUAGUGGAAAUUAGGCAUUCCACUCAACCCUUGGUAUACACCAGGCCACUUCAUGCAAUGUACGAAAAUAAGCUUCUCUACUUAUUCCUUUUGAAAGCAGCUGAGAGGAUCAUUCAUAGAUGUGUGCAAUAUUGAGUGAUUUCUGUGACAUUCCUGUCUCAAAAUAAUAAUGGAUCAGUCGAAACAGAAUGGGACCCAUGAUGUGGCAAGGCAUUUUACAGGUUGCUUUUGUUAGUAAUUGUUUUACUGUAGACCUCAGAUAUUUAUCAUCUGUAUGGUAUAAUACAGUUUUGAUGACUCGAUUUUUGUGUAGUUUUGGGAGCUAUUUUAAGUGUGCAUGGGUAAACGGGUAAACUGUAGGAUAAUUUUAUUAAAUAAUAUUUAUAGUCCUUUUGGGUUUUGUAUGCAAGAUACGAGAUACAUUGCAUUUGAGCUCUCCUAUGACUUGUUUUUUGGGUUGUAUUGUGUCUUGUUCGUCAUGUCCAUAGUUUCGCUCCACGUGCUGGUAGCCUCUCCAGCACAUGGUGUGAAACAUUAGACAUCAUUCCGAACAGCACGUAGUAGCACAUCCUGAACAUCCACGGAGAGCCGUACAGCAUAACUGCAAAAACCUACAAGGUAGUAUAUUGCUUUUAACAUUCGCAGUAAUCUUGGAUUCAUACGUGAAGGUGUACUUUCUACAUUGACACGGCCAAUGUGAUGCAGAUUUUGCUCAUGUCGAAUUGACCACUCCAUACCUUAGGCCUCAGCCACUAUCGUAGUAUUGAAUUUAUGUUGUAUGUGUUUAUCACUACAUCGGUCAUCAAUUACAUUAUUAGUCAUCUGUAUUCCAGAGAAAUAAGUAUCCAGUAUUCUCUUCAAAUGAACCAUAUAUUGAGCAGCUCAUCGUUCCCAUGGACCAAAGGAGUGACUGCCACUCGCUGUAUUGGACAUCAUUUGGGUUUUACACACUUUUAGUUGGCACUAGUAAUCUAACAAAUGGUAGUCGUAGAAAUAUUAUAGUUGACAAUUGUGGCUUGUAUAGUAAUAGCGUAAACAAAACGGUUUAAUAUAAGCUAGUGAUGUUACUGCCUCUCGUAGGUUAGAGCCCAGUUGUGAUUUUGCACAUGUUCCAGAUUGAGGUGCAGAAUCAAUGUUAAAUGUUGUACUAAUGCCAUCCUACAACUAGACCAAACGUGUAUCUCCCAUGUUAUGGUGUAUUUUGUGCAUUUUUAAAUGAGCCUCCAGUUAAUCAAAUUGAAUACGUAUCCCACUGAUUAAAAAAAAAAUAUUGCAUCGUGUGUGGUAAGUUUCAAAAUAUGCAUUUCCGUUUAAUCUUGCAAAACAGUUGAUAUUCGAUAAAAAAAAAAAUGUGUACUAGUGAUGUGUUCUGUUGUCCAACAGUACAGGUAUUGCUCGUUUUAACCUAUUGCCGUCAAUUUUUAACGAAUAUAAUUUGGUUAAAUAAUGUUUUAGGUGCCGUUUAAUAAACUCGUAAACUUUUCCACGAUAUAUAUACUCUUACAAAAAUUGUUAUCUUUGGCAUCAUGAAACCUGCAUUCAAACUUUAACUUGUCAUGAAUUGUGCCUGCUGCACGUAUGAACUUAUACAGGAUAAUGCAGUUAUUUGAAUGUUUACCUGACUUAAUGUUGCAGAAUACAUUCCUAUGAACACCAAUAUAUGGUAAUAUGCUAUUUGUUAAGUCUUGCCAACAGCCUGCAUACGAUGUACUGUAUUUGUAAAUCAUAUGGUAAGUACUAUGCCCAUCUCGUUGACUUGUAUAUAAAAAUCCUUCAACAAUUACAAAUAUUGUACUUGACUUUUCGUUGGGGUGGGGCGGUUAUUGCUAAAUCGUACUAAUGCAAUUGGUAAUAUCUAACGAUGUUAAUGUUUAUACCUUGACUUUGCUUUACACGUAAUACGCUACUCUUCAUUCACCAUGCACCACCAGACAUUUGGUACAGUACCACAACAAUUCAGUGGUACUGGCAGCAUCAGCCCAAUAUUCUAGGCGAUGUCAUGAUUAUUUCAAGUGCUCUAUAUCGUCUGUGAGACGAACUGCAGUUGGUGUUUGUAAAAUGUAAAAAAAUACCCCGUGUGUCAUUGCUACUUGUUACUGUCAACUAUAUUCAAUGAGCGUUACCUCUUUGGUGAUUGCUGAGUGGUGACAUUGUAAAUACUGUACAUAUAAUGGUAUUGUAUAUCUGUGAGGAUGUUAAGAAUGAUGCCCAAUAUGUUGCGCAGUGACUUCUGAAGUACAUUGUCAAGCUUGUUGAAUACCAAUGCCUUCUAGUGGCGUAAUGAGGCUCAAUUCAGUGCUGUUAAUGUCAGCUUGUCCAGGAUUCAAUGGUGAAUGGUCAGAACUCAUAUCGGAAUGGCACUUAAAGGAAUGCACCAUUCUGGAGAUGGAUUGAUUCAAUCCGGUCGUGUCCAGGUGGUAGAUGACUUGCUACAUUGCCAGACCAUAUGGCUGGAUUGAGGAGGGCUUCAUCCAGCAGUGGAUUAAUAUAGCUGAUGACAUUGAUAAGAUUGUGUUAUGCAGUAGCGCCUUUAGUGUAUAUUGAAGUGUUUCUGCUUAAAAGCCUGGAUUUGGAAGGCAACUGAAUUGCUGAGAAUGUAGAUUUUCAAACAUUAAAGAUAUUAAAGUAUCACAGUAUUUGUUUUAAAAUAUAUACGUUUAUGGUAUUUAAAUGUAAUGUUCCAGUUUUGGAAAUCCCUAUAACUUUUCAUUUAAAGGGUAAAAAUGUAUACUUCAAUAUCAUUUUGGCAAAAAAAAUAAGAUUGUAAAAUUAAUGUCGAGGAAAACUGAGACUACAAUAAAAUCAUCACCUAUUUUUGUAAAAGUUAAAUAAACAAUGGAAAAGUCUAAUUAUAAAAUAAGUGUACUGUGGGUUUGCAUUGAGACGUAUGAAGUAGUAUUGUAAAUUUAUCACGUGUAUAAUGCAUAUGGAAAACUAAGAAAUUUUAAGUAAAAUAUAAUAAGUUCCCCCGUUAAAUGUCUGCUAUCCUUGGAAGGAAAUGUCACGAUUAAAUAUGAAUAAAAUAUGAAUGCAAUGCAUUUCAAUUGUUACCUUGAAAAAAGUAUGGAAAAAUACAUUGA